Molecule: messenger RNA, 315 nt
Organism: Salvia miltiorrhiza (redroot sage)
Lineage: Eukaryota; Viridiplantae; Streptophyta; Magnoliopsida; Lamiales; Lamiaceae
Source: the annotation of a RefSeq genome assembly
AUGACAAUGCUGGUUGUCCAGAAGAAAGAGGCCAAUCCUACAGACGAUCAGGCAAACUCAAGCUCACUUGAAAGUAAUGGGUCAUCAGGAGAAGACUCCCCCUACCAAUACCCUUCUUCGGCGCCAUUGCUUCUGCCUUCUACCUGCGUGCGCCUGCCUUCUUUAAAUGCUGGAGUGCUUUUUGCACCUAAAGUCUUCAAUCCCUCUUUUCUCCACUCCGCCUUGAGGCAUGCUCACUUGCCUUACUUAAUCUUAAUAGGAUCAAUCUACUUAAAUCCACUUCCAUGUGUUAAACAAAUCACUAUGCUUGUUUAG